GGGCGGGACUAAAUAUGAACCAGCGGAGGAUUCAAAAUGAAGAUGGCGGCUGAAAAUGGUUCCCCAAACAAUCACAAACUCGAAAGAAAGGAGACAAAAUGCAAUGUGUUUAUCAGUCAGGAAAAGCCGAACCAGCCUGUCAUCUUUAACCCGGACUUCUUCGUGGAGCGGCUGAGACAUGAACAUCCGCAGGCUUUCACGGAGCUGGUACUUAGCAACAUCACUCGAAUGAUAGAUCUGCCUGGGGACGAGUUUGCCCAGCUUACUGGAGACUCGGAGCCUAGAGUCCCCUCAUCCAGCGGCUUUCUACGCUCCUUUAACUUCCUGAAACGGAAAGACAAAGGAGUCGUUUUUGGUGCACCAUUAACUGAAGAAGGAAUCGCACAGAUCUAUCAGCUCAUCGAGUACCUGAAUAAAAACCUUCAUGUGGAGGGGCUGUUUCGUGUGCCAGGCCACAGCUUAAGGCAGGCAGCCCUGAGGGAGAUGCUGAACACUGGGGCAGAGAUAGAUCUAGAGACAGGCGAUUUCCACCCCAAUGAUGCCGCAACAUUGCUCAAGGCCUACUUGGGAGAGCUUCCAGAGCCUCUGUUGACACACAGACACUAUCAUGCUCAUCUGAAGAUUGGAGAGUUGACUCGCUUUGAUGAUCAAGGGGAUAAGACAAAUGUGCCAGAUAAGGAACGCCAGAUCGAGGCGUUUCAGCUCCUGUUUAUGCUUCUCCCAUCUGCCAACCGGAGCUUGUUGAAGCUGCUGUUUGAUUUACUGCACAGCACAGCUCGCAAUCAGCACUCCAACAAGAUGUCUGCUAUCAAUUUAGCCAAGAUGUUUGCUCCACACAUCAUCUGGCCCAAAAAUGUAAUGGCAAGUGAUCUUCAGGGAGACAUAGAAAAACUCAAUAAUGGCAUAGCAUUCCUUAUUAGACACUCACAAAAACUGUUCAAGGCGCCUGCGUAUAUCAAAGAAUAUGCCCGCUUGUACUUCACAGGAUCAAAAGCUCUUCAGUCAAAUGAUGACUUGACUCUCUGUUCUGGGGCCAAAGAGGGCCCUAUGACUGCAGUGACAGUGGCCUCCCCUUCUCCCUCCAUAACAACAGUCACAUCUGAUACUCAGAAUUACACUGAAUCAGCCCUCAGAGAGCUUUACCAGCAAGUCAGCAGCAUGCCAGAGUCUGCCAAAAAGAAAAAACUCAUCAGACAGAUCGAGAAACAGACACCCUCAGCAGAGUCUCGGGCACCAUUCAGCAGGAGGCACUGGCGUUCACGCUCUUGGGGUGGAAUAAUAAAGAAGAAAGUGUUUGGAAGCCAAAUGUUAGCUGAGAAAGAAAAUGGCAGACCACAGACUCAUCUACCCAGCUGCUCUGCUGAUGGACAGGAUUAAUCGUGUGUGAAAGGAUGUGCGCCUCUCAACUUGGGAACCAUCAGUCUGACUUUUAUGUAAAAGUAAUUAAAUGAUCAUCUCGAGUUCUCUGUAAACAGAAGGUGUAUUAUAAGGUUUUCUUUACAAACCAUGUUUAGAUUAUCUUUUUUUGUCUCCAUUUUUUGUCACAAAGUUUUAGACUUUAAGUUUAAUAAUCUCGACCUUUUUUAUCGAGCUCUCUUUUUUUUUCUCAGUUCAGCAGAAAUAAUUGGAGUGAGAGCGCUGAUAUGUUCUUUUUUUUCUCACUUCACCUCUUUUCAAGAGUUUCGUCUUACUUUCUUGUUCAGUGAUGAUGCUCCUUAUUAUGCAGUGUAAUUGCAUUGGUGAAAUUUGCAUCCUUAGCUUUGUGAUUGAGUGAAACCUGUCUGAUUUUAAUUUGAAAAGCAUUAAUGUAUUUAUUUUUCACUGGACUUCUGGAUGAUUUCCAUCAGGAUCUCAUUAGUAUAGGGCAUUGGAUGGAAAAUGUGAUAUACAGAGUUUCUAUUUAAAUGUUAAAAUUGCUUGUAAGUUGUAGGAUAAUUAGUUAGAUUUGGUCACUGAAAACCAAAGUUAUUUAAAUCCAAAGUGUGCCUUAAAAUGAACAUAUCUGAAAGUUUUACGAAGAUUAUCCUUCCCCAGUAGCUUAUUUUAUGUGUCGAUAAAAUAAGAAGGAUGCUUAGUGAAAGGUCAAUGGAGCUUGUGUACUUUAUGUCAAUAUUUGUUUGUUUCACUUUAGCACAAAUCCUUUCUUGACACUAUGAUCCCGUAAGCUACUGCUUCUUUAAACUGUACCUUGGUUUUCUGUGGUUGGUCUUAGAUCUUACAUCCGGUUUGAAUUCUUAUGCAGCACCAUAUCUGGUUUUAUAGCUUUAUAUUAUUUUUUUGUUUGCUUUUUACCUUUGACGAUACUGCAAGAUAUUUUUUUUAAUUAGUUUUUAUUGUCCAUAUUAUAUUUAUCGUUAUUCAGUUUUAGUUUAAGUGAGUGGUUGAAUGCAGAUGAAGAUGGAUCGUUUACUUGCCCUCUGCUGUAACUGGUAAUCCAGGUGUUUUUCUGGGAGAGUUUUGGCUACAACCACUUUUAACCCCACUUUGUUGCCUUACUCCAUGAGUGAAACUCACUUUUCACUGCUGUUACAAUUUAACUAUAAUGUGACCAUGUAAACUGGUGAAUCUGGUGCUACUGUGAAGCUAUGCAACUCAAUGUAAUUAAAAGACAUCAAGCUGCACUCC
Molecule: messenger RNA, 2625 nt
Organism: Haplochromis burtoni (Burton's mouthbrooder)
Lineage: Eukaryota; Metazoa; Chordata; Actinopteri; Cichliformes; Cichlidae
Product: rho GTPase-activating protein 19
Exons: 11
Coding region: 37-1377 (446 amino acids)
Biological process (GO): signal transduction; regulation of small GTPase mediated signal transduction
Cellular component (GO): cytoplasm
Molecular function (GO): GTPase activator activity
Source: RefSeq, a predicted model, not a curated record